This is a messenger RNA of Xiphophorus couchianus (Monterrey platyfish), 4878 nucleotides long. RefSeq names its product forkhead box J1b (gene foxj1b). The record is from RefSeq and is a predicted model, not a curated record. The transcript has 2 exons. Lineage: Eukaryota; Metazoa; Chordata; Actinopteri; Cyprinodontiformes; Poeciliidae. Gene Ontology annotation, molecular function: DNA-binding transcription factor activity, RNA polymerase II-specific; RNA polymerase II cis-regulatory region sequence-specific DNA binding. The coding region runs from base 241 to 1617 and encodes 458 amino acids. Gene Ontology annotation, cellular component: nucleus. Gene Ontology annotation, biological process: regulation of transcription by RNA polymerase II.
GAGAGGCGCAGCAGCCACAGGUUUCCUCUCAGCAUCUUCUCCAUUCUGGCACCGGGAGGUUUUCCAGUUUCGGGUCUUUCUGCAGGGAUCCGGUCAGUUUGCUGAACUGUUUUAUGUGAUUCUUUUUAUUCGUGAACUUUUCUGUUUUUUUUCUUGCUUAUUUUUCACAUUUUGAAGCGGCGAACCGAACUUUAAAUGCGCUAAAAUCCCGCCGCCGCCCCAGACCGCGCAGACAGCAGGAUGCCCGUCCUAUCGAGCCCAGACAGCGCCAACAGGUUCAGGGAGAGGUGGCUGGACCAGGCCGCCGGUUCCGGUUCUGCCCCCCUGGAUGACAGCCUCACCAGCCUACACUGGCUGCAGAACUUCUCCAUCCUGAGCGCCGACCCGGAGCGGCUGGCGGGUACCGGCCCGGAGUGCCCCUCCUCCCACCACCACCUGCUCCUCAGGCGGCUCGGCUUCCCCAGAACCGGGACCGACUCUCCGUCCAGCCCGCCGGCCGGGGACACGGCGGCGGCCGCCGGGAUGCCGCGGUACCCGGGCAGCCCCGCCACCUCCGGCAGCCAGACUACCGCCGCGCCGCCGCCGCGGUUCUCCCCGCUCCCCGCACCGGGCUUCCCGGUCCAGGCGGGCCCGCCGGUGGAGGUGGACUACCGGAGCAACCCGAAGGUCAAGCCGCCCUAUUCCUACGCCUCUCUCAUCUGCAUGGCCAUGCAGGCCAGCAAGCAGCCCAAAGUCACGCUGUCCACCAUCUACAGCUGGAUCACAGACAACUUCUGCUACUACCGACACGCAGAGCCCAGCUGGCAGAACUCGAUCCGUCACAACUUGUCCCUCAACAAGUGUUUCAAGAAAGUCCCGAGGCAGAAAGACGAGCCUGGGAAGGGGGGCUUCUGGCAGAUCGACCCUCAGUACGCCGACAUGUUCGUCAAUGGCAUCUUCAAGCGCAGGAGGAUGUCUGCCAACCACUAUGGCGGCGGUGGCGCCGCAGCAAGGCAGAGCAAGCUGGUGGAGGGUUUCCCCGGCAGCUGUCCUCACCAGGCGGGCGCCAAGCGGAAGCAGCUGUCCUCCACCGACCGCAGCAAGCUGAUGCGCUCCACCGAGUCCCCGCUUCUCGCCAUGGAGGCCAACAAAGUUGACAUCCUGAAGGGGGACUUUGACCUGGGGUCCGUGUUCGAUGACGUUCUCAGCGGCGGCUGCAGCACCUUCGAGGAUCUGGACCUGAACACGGCGCUGAGCUCGCUGGGCUGCGAGGUGGAGGCGUCCAUGAACGGCCGGCAGCACGCGGCAGGCCCGGGGCGGUGGGGCGGCGCCGUGGAUGUGACCCACUACCCGUCCUACAGCUACCUGGACCUGAGCGACGCCGCCACAGACGGCACCGUCGGCAUGUCGCAGCCACCGCAGCAGGACCAGCUGCUGCAGGGACAACACCAGCUGCAACAUCUGGACGAGUCGGCCAUGCUGUUCGGCGAGCAGCCGGCGGACGCCGCGCUGCAGCCGUGGGAGGAGAUUAAAGAGGAGCCGCAGGUCAUUCCCCUGACCCUGGACCCGGGCUUUGGGCUUUACGAGGGCUUCUUCACCGAGAUGCAGCAGUGGGAGCGAGCGGAGAGUUUCCUGUGAACUCAUGGAGAAGAGUCCAACCGCUGGUCGGCUCAAUGAAACGUAAACCAGCUACUCAUCUCAUCUCCUCUAAUCUGCUCCAGCGACCACUGAAUUAUUCAUUCACACUGAUGAGCCAUUAUGAACACCGAGCAGGUCUUCAUGUCUCUGGAAUCGGGUUCUUUGGGUCAGGUGUCAGAUCCCAUCACAUCAGAAUUUGGGGAGUAAACUCAUCAUCUUCUUCUAGCCUUUAAUAGUGAUUUUCUGCAGCCGGGUUCAUUUUGUGCCAUUUUGUUCCAAUCUACUUUCAUUUCAUACCUGUAAGCAAUUCAGUUUGGUUCCAUUUACUUAACCAAUGCAUAUCAGUGUAUUUUUCUUUGUAGUUGUCUGUUUUAAUGAAUAAUACAGAUAAAUAGUUAUAGAAUAGUUCAAUCUUAUUACAGAGAUGUUCACAAGUCAAUCUUUUCCCAGAAAGGUCUGAAGGCAUGUUGACCACUUUGUCCUUUUGCCAUUUCAUGUCCUGACCGUCUGUCAGGGACUAUCCACCAGGGGGCGUUUGGUUUUUAAAGUACAACUAAACCCCAAAUCAACUUUUUGCUGAUAAAUUGUCUAAAUAGGUUCUUAAGAGUUCUGUGAUGUUUCUGUUUACCAUCAACUGGAAGCAUCAUGCAUAAACUGUACAAGGAUCUUAGGGUGCAGUAGGAUCUUAGGGUGCAGUACGGUCUUAGGGAGCAGUACGGUCUUAGGGAGCAGUACGGUCUUAGGGAGCAGUACGGUCUUAGGGAGCAGUACGGUCUUAGGGAGCAGUACGGUCUUAGGGUGCAGUACGGUCUUAGGGAGCAGUACGGUCUUAGGGUGCAGUACGGUCUUAGGGAGCAGUACGGUCUUAGGGAGCAGUACGGUCUUAGGGAGCAGUACGGUCUUAGGGAGCAGUACGGUCUUAGGGUGCAGUACGGUCUUAGGGAGCAGUACGGUCUUAGGGUGCAGUACGGUCUUAGGGAGCAGUACGGUCUUAGGGAGCAGUAGGAUCUUAGGGUGCAGUACGGUCUUAGGGAGCAGUACGGUCUUAGGGUGCAGUAGGAUCUUAGGGUGCAGUAGGAUCUUAGGGUGCAGUAGGAUCUUAGGGUGCAGUAGGAUCUUAGGGAGCAGUACGGUCUUAGGGAGCAGUACGGUCUUAGGGAGCAGUACGGUCUUAGGGUGCAGUAGGAUCUUAGGGUGCAGUAGGAUCUUAGGGUGCAGUAGGAUCUUAGGGUGCAGUAGGAUCUUAGGGUGCAGUACGGUCUUAGGGUGCAGUACGGUCUUAGGGAGCAGUACGGUCUUAGGGUGCAGUACGGUCUUAGGGAGCAGUACGGUCUUAGGGUGCAGUAGGAUCUUAGGGUGCAGUAGGAUCUUAGGGUGCAGUACGGUCUUAGGGAGCAGUACGGUCUUAGGGAGCAGUAGGAUCUUAGGGUGCAGUAGGAUCUUAGGGUGCAGUACGGUCUUAGGGAGCAGUACGGUCUUAGGGUGCAGUAGGAUCUUAGGGUGCAGUAGGAUCUUAGGGUGCAGUACGGUCUUAGGGUGCAGUACGGUCUUAGGGAGCAGUAGGAUCUUAGGGUGCAGUAGGAUCUUAGGGUGCAGUAGGAUCUUAGGGUGCAGUAGGAUCUUAGGGUGCAGUACGGUCUUAGGGAGCAGUACGGUCUUAGGGUGCAGUACGGUCUUAGGGAGCAGUACGGUCUUAGGGAGCAGUAGGAUCUUAGGGUGCAGUAGGAUCUUAGGGUGCAGUAGGAUCUUAGGGUGCAGUAGGGUCUUAGGGUGCAGUAGGGUCUUAGGGUGCAGUAGGGUCUUAGGGUGCAGUAGGAUCUUAGGGUGCAGUAGGGUCUUAGGGUGCAGUAGGGUCUUAGGGUGCAGUAGGGUCUUAGGGUGCAGUAGGGUCUUAGGGUGCAGUAGGGUCCCACAGUAGCGUAGGGUCUUAUGAUGUACAAAACCUUCCCUGCUGGGUUGAAACUGACCAACGGUUGGUACAACAUCUUCAGCAGUAAUCAGCUAUUUUUCAUAAUCGCUAAAGCAUCAAAGGACCAAAGUUAAAAAUGGCAAAGGGUUGAAGUUUCCAGCCUCCUGUCCUACCGAAGCCAUGGGGCUGCAGGGGAGGGUUAAUGUCAUGUUAGACAUUUGAUCGGUCUCCAAAAGCUGGCGAUGAUUGAAGUGUUGAAGCAACAUCCUUGUGAAUCCAGCAGAAAGUUGCUUUAUAACGAGAUGAACAGUGUUCCUCCUCCUUCCUGUGCUGGUGCACCAUAACGUCAUGUGGAUCAGUUCAUUUCUUUCUUCUCUAAAACAUGAUGGAGUGUAAUGUGUGUUUUAAAGACUUUUGAUUCUUUCUCCUGGUUUAAGGAGGUUGGACAGAAGACAUGUCAGUGAAAUGGAGAUCCAUCAGAUCUUAACCAUUUCAUUCUGGAAUAUCAACGGAGUGAAAAUGGAAAGGUCUGGGAGGCCUGGAGCAGGACUAUGAGGGACCUGAUUGUCCCGGAGACCCCGGCUGCUCUGGAGUCGUCAUAGUAACAGGACUGACGCACAACCAUCCUCCAUCGACGGACUCUCCAGAGAGAAACUCUGAAAACUGACAGGAUGUUACUGUGCUACAUUAGCAUUGACGUUUUAUACUAACUGUUUAUGUUUGAUGACUAAAGAUGAACAUAAAUGGAGAUGCAUAAACUUCAGAUUCAAUAAGAAGAGUUUAGAAAUCCACAACAUCCUAACAGCUGAAGAAGCUGGACAGGAUGAGCCGCCAUCUGUCCUGAUAAAACCAGAACAAGUUCAUCAAAUCUAACUUUAUGCACUUUUAAUAAGCAGCAGCAGUUUGGUUUUGUUUUAGUUUAUUGUAUUGAAUUGUUUUUACUGAAUCUUAGCACAUUACACUGCAAUAACUCAAACUGGCUAGUUCUAGUAAGCUUCAUCCACGCUGUGUUUAUGGUUUUAUGUAAACAUUUAUAUUUGUUGAUGAUUUUGCGCCAAAUCUGUCGAAGAAUUAUGCAGUUUGCUGUUAUUUUUUUAUUGAUUAAUCAGAAAAUGAUUAUUUGGUUUUAUGAUUGGCUGAUGAUUUUUUAAAACUUUCUUUUAUUUCUAUUGUUUGUUUUCACAGAUUUGAUCAGAAAUGGAGAGAAAAGUUUUAGGGAAAAAGUUUAUUAACAAGCCAGACUCUCGUUGUAAUAAGUUUGAUUAUUAUUGUUUGAUUUUGUGUUCAUUUGUACUUUUUAAAGAGCUUUGGGAUGCAAUCAUGCCUUAAUGCAAUAAACGGUGUCAAUUCAA